CAUCAACAACUCGACCAAUUCAAUUGAGAUUUAGAUUUAGACGUUGAUUUAUCCAGAUUAAGACGCAGUCCUGAUUUAGCUGGUCAAGGGAGCACAAGUUGAAUACGUCAACCGCAAAAUAAAGUCACUUGAUACAAAGCAAUGGCAAUGGAUCUUAUCUACGCGACGGGUCGAGGCCUCAAGCAAGGGUCAUCUUUCGGGCAAAAUACAUUCAAACUCUUUGUGGAUAAUCCGGAUGUUGAGAAAUCAGUCUGUCUCCAUUUAGACGUGGAAAUCGAGGGACCCGGAAAGUCACAGAUUGUGACUCAAAAUUUUGGAAAUGGUACUGUUGGAGUGAACUACCGUGUCGCAAAGGCUGGGAAUUACUUGAUCCACGUUAAGUAUCAAGGGAACCACAUUGAAGGGUCCCCUUUUCACUUAAAGGUCAACUGAUGGUUUCGAAACACUUUUCUGGAAUUGAAAUAUGCAUAUAAAUAUAUUUAUGAUCUGAUUGAAACCAGAUUUUAUAAUUAGUUUUUUGUCUCAAUUUUCCCCUCUUAACAAUGUUUACUAAUAUUAUGUGAUUUGCAUGCGUACAUACAUACAUAUAGUGAUGUAUUAAUAUUUAUGUAGUUUCACUAACAAUUUUCCUAGCAGGAAGAAACUUUAUGUAUGUACAUAUCUAAAGAAAGCAUUGUACAAAUAAAUAAAAAUAAACGCGUUUCGCAGUCCUCAGUUGUGACCA
This is a messenger RNA of Folsomia candida, 724 nucleotides long. Its product is annotated as filamin-A. Gene Ontology annotation, biological process: actin cytoskeleton organization. Bases 142 to 432 code for a protein of 96 amino acids. The transcript has 2 exons. The record is from RefSeq and is a predicted model, not a curated record. Lineage: Eukaryota; Metazoa; Arthropoda; Collembola; Entomobryomorpha; Isotomidae. Gene Ontology annotation, molecular function: actin filament binding.